CGCAUAGACCUAUGGCAUAGACGAUAUAAACGCUGUAUGGCUGGCCGUGUCAUGGGAAGGAAGAAAGUACGCAAGCUGAUGUAUCUUUGAGCAACUCGUGGUUGUGGCCUAGUAUCUCGCUGUUUUGUCAUUUGUAACAAAGCGAUUUACGAGUCAGUCUGUUGAAUUUAGGAGCCAUAACAAUCGAUAUAUUUUCGGAAUAGUUUCGCUCAACAAGGCAUGCAUAAAUUAAGUGUGACCAUGUUGCUUGCUUGCUAGCUAGCUAGGGUAUCGAUGUAUGCUUUAGAUAAUAUUUGAGCUUGACGGACUGCCUCACUAGAUUGGCUAAAUCUGCUGCAAAGUACCUCUAUAGCUUUAUCUUGUGUCCUUUUCAAGUAGGUAGUUUUGACAUACUGGCCAAAUGAUGCAGCAAGCUAACUAAAGCUUUCUGCUGAAAUCAUUUGUUCAUUCCGUUAGCCAAUGAAAUGGGGUAUGCUGACAAUAUGUCGGAAUCUGUCAGUUAUGAACGACUGGUGUUCAAAAAUGCAUCAGUUUACCACUAUAUGAAGAUUUACUUAAUAUUGGACAGUGACGACAGAAAGUUCAACGCAGCUCAUUUCAAGCAAAUUGUCAUCUCUGCACUUAGGGAUUUGUACGGAGAGAUUGGAGCUGCAUUUCCUUUCGAUGUUCUAAAAUUUGAGGAAGAUACACUCACAGCAGUGCUUCGGGUUUACAACAGUGGCUUGGUGAAGCUGUGGAGUGCCCUGACACUGCUUGGAUCCUACCAUAGUGAACCAUGUGCUGUCCGUGUUGUACAGGUUUCACCCUUUCUGCUAGCUUUAUCUGGAAACAGCAGAGAACUGGAGCUGGACUGAUCUCUUUUUUGUCUCAUU
This is a messenger RNA of Anguilla rostrata (American eel), 872 nucleotides long. It is a transcript of the gene rpp14, whose product is annotated as ribonuclease P/MRP 14 subunit. The transcript is spliced from 5 exons. Gene Ontology annotation, molecular function: ribonuclease P activity; ribonuclease P RNA binding. Lineage: Eukaryota; Metazoa; Chordata; Actinopteri; Anguilliformes; Anguillidae. The record is from RefSeq and is a predicted model, not a curated record. The coding region runs from base 465 to 854 and encodes 129 amino acids. Gene Ontology annotation, biological process: tRNA 5'-leader removal. Gene Ontology annotation, cellular component: nucleolus; multimeric ribonuclease P complex.